Acyrthosiphon pisum (pea aphid) is the source of this 584-nucleotide messenger RNA. Its product is annotated as cytochrome c oxidase assembly protein COX20, mitochondrial-like. The record is from RefSeq and is a predicted model, not a curated record. Bases 349 to 561 code for a protein of 70 amino acids. Gene Ontology annotation, biological process: mitochondrial respiratory chain complex IV assembly. The transcript is spliced from 3 exons. NCBI's taxonomy places the organism in Eukaryota, Metazoa, Arthropoda, Insecta, Hemiptera, Aphididae. Gene Ontology annotation, cellular component: mitochondrion; mitochondrial inner membrane.
UAGUUUCACAUGAUCAAAGAAAUCUAUUUUAUUAUUGUUUUAUUAUAUUAAACCUCUACAACAAACUACCGACUACUAUUAAGUAAUAAAUUUCUUUUAUUUUUUAUUUCUUUAAUCAUACUGUCGUGCUAUCGCUAUGUCUUAUGGCAAGUGGUAACAUAUACCUAUAUGUGUAUACUGUAUUUAGUACUCACUAGUUAGUAGUUACUACAUGUGGUGUAUCACUGCCCACGACCGGUGUUGAUUGCCGGCAUGAUUUAAGGUGAAAACUGCAAAUGUGCAAUAGCAAAAGUAACAAACUAAAAUAUACAGUUUGAGAGCACCAUAAGAUAUUAAAUUAAAUAACCGAUGGCGUCGAUUUCGAGUGAUGAAGAUCAUAAGCCUUUGAUGUUUUUGGGUAAAGAUGUCUCAAAAAUUCCAUGCUUUCGGAACAGUUUCUUGUAUGGCAUAGUCGGAGGAUUUACUAUGGGAAUCGGCUAUUUUUUGUGUACAAGUAGAACAUUAAGAUCUACACACUUCGGUUUUGGUUCUUUUGUUACGAUAUCUUCUGUUUAUUGGUAAGCAUAUCUAUAUAUUAUAUCAUG